AUGCUGAGGCAAAACGGUGUUCCCAUUUGCUGUUGCUUUGAACGAGCCCGUUUACGCUGCACGGAUUACACCAGCACUUCACUACACGAUGCGAGGUCUGGAAUGAGUACAUGGCUCGACCAUUCAAGGGAAUCUGAGCAUGAUGUCGGAUUCGAUUUUUCAGAUGCCUCUUCCGAAUCUUCCUUCUCGCUAUAUUUUUGUUCCAAGCCUCGGUGGCAAUUUCUAUCAAGGAUCAGGCGGUUUUGCGAUCAGGAGCUACGAAAUGGAAAAUCUUCUCGUCGAGAUCUCGCCGGAGGACCUGACGGUGAAUCUGAGCAUGAUGUCGCAUUUGAUUUUUCAGUUACCGGACCUGGAACGUAUCAUUUGCUCAUCGAAGUCUCUCAAAUCGGAGCUCAGGAGGACCGCGAUGAUGGUGUUGCAGUGAUGCCAACGCCCUACGAAGUGCGCAUCGAAAUUCCU
Messenger RNA from Mesorhabditis belari, 459 nucleotides. NCBI's taxonomy places the organism in Eukaryota, Metazoa, Nematoda, Chromadorea, Rhabditida, Rhabditidae. The record is from the annotation of a GenBank genome assembly.